AUUGAACCUAACCAUACCUGCCCAGUAAUAAAAUGUAGCUAGUAAUGAGGUGUGUAUUGAUAUCGAGAAGAAAAAAUGGCACCUAGUGGAGCUACGAGCAUUUCUAUCAAAUAUAUAAUCCUUACGGCUGCUAUAAUAGGAACAUUCCAAGCAGCAACUUGGUUUAGUUUAUCGCUAGUAUCCAUUCUUUUUUAUGAAUCAGCUAUCGAAAUCGACACUACAUUACAACAUGAGUAUGGAAACUAUAUUUACAAUUACUAUCUGAAUCGAAAUAAUCCUAAUGGAGAGAACUACAUUAUUUAUCCGGAAACAUUCAACUAUUUUAUGUGGAUAUAUUUGGUUUUGAGUUUUAUAUGGCUCGUAUCUUCUUGCUUCAUCCUAUGGGCCGUAGUAAGAGGAAAAUGGAAAAACAUGUCAAAACUCAUAAUUUUUUGGUCGAGUAUAACAAUAGCGAUUGCUGUGACUGAUAUUAUUUUAAUGAGUUUGGUAGCAGCUGAUUUACAAAAGGCCCAUGAUCUGUCCAACAACCCAACUGAAACUACAACUGAAACCACAACUAAAACCACAACUGAAACCACAACUGAAACCACAACUGAAACUACAAUUGUAACUUCUACAACUGUUUCUACUACAGUGGAUCCAAGUUUAACAAGUACAACCCCGGGAACCUCGACACAUGUCACAUCUACGUCUACACCAGGUUCUCCUUCAACCGGCUCCUCAAAUCCAACUAGUUCCACGAAUCCAACAAUUUAUACGUCUACGUCUGGCACUACGACCAUAACUGAAACACCAGACUCCACUGUUUCCACGAAACUAACAGUUUCCACUUCUACACCUAAUUCUCAUUCAAGCAGCUCCUCAAAUCUAACUAGUUCCAUGAGUCCAACAACUCCCAAGUCUACUUCCACUAACAUUACGCCUACAGAUGAAACAUCAGAAUCCAUUGUUUCCACGAAACCAACAGUUUCCACGUCUACACCUAAUUCUCAUUCAACCAGCUCCUCAAAUCCAACUAGUUCCACGAACCCAGCAAUUCCUACUACAACUAUAACUGAAACAUCAGACUCCACUGUUUUCACGAAACCAACAGUUUCCACGACUACACCUAAAACUCCUUCAACCAGCUCCUCACAUCAAACUAGUUUCACGAAUCCAACAGUUCCCACGUCCACGUCUAUUACGACUUCAAUAAGUCCUACUGAUUCCAUCACAUCAACAACUACUAAAAAAUAUACUACUGCCCACAAAACUACCAUCCCAACGUCGCAAAGCACAAGCUUCAUUACUCAUAUUCCUACUAAACCAGUGAAAACAACUAGUUCACCAGAUCCUACAAUCGAAGUUCCGCAGUUUCAGGGAAGAUAUCUGCAACUAUCUGAAAACCUUUCGACUGUGGUCUUUCCUCAGAGCACAUAUACAUCUAUGGGUAUUGUAAUGACGAUAGCUGCAAGAGGAUAUGUUUUGUGGUGUAUCAAUGUCAUAUUGGCCAUUGUACUAAUCGUUCUAGUACGACAGAUGAAAAAAAUGAAUCGACCAACGCUGUUGCCGCCAAUUGAUGCAUUUGACACAAGAACUCGUCCCUUCACUCUAUACGACCAGACAGAUAUUGGAACAGGGCACGACAAUAACGGAUUCACUGUUGAUGACAAUAUAAUUUUCAGUCCGAAACGAACCGUGGUUCCCACAGUGGAGAACAUCUCGAGGAAUCCCCUGAGUAACAGCAACAGAAGCAGUAUCAAUGACUCCCAACCGUACAUCUUCAGCACACCCAGGCCUAUCGAAAUCGCCAGACCGUUCAGGAAUGAUCCUACUCCCAUGACGAAACUGGCCAAAAUUGGUAAAUCCGGUAGAGGGCGUCGUACACCCCCUCAAAGUGUCCCAUCGCCAGUACCGCCCAGUAAUGUUCCGUACAUUCCUGAUCCUGACUAUACCCCUCCGAUUAGUCCCGAACCUCAAACGAAAUCGGUUUUGAAACCGAGAAGCAAAUAUGUUUUUUAGACAAUUUUAGAUAGAAUUAAGUCUCAUGCAAUAUUUUUUUAUCGAUAUUUUAAUCGUAUUUAUGAUUUAUCAGUGUCAUUAAGAUUUAUCGUUGUCGUCAUCUCAAGUAUUUUGCAGUUUGCCAGUAACUCUCAUAUUUUAAUCGUAACGAAGUAAAAGAUAUUAGAUCCUG
Leptinotarsa decemlineata (Colorado potato beetle) is the source of this 2173-nucleotide messenger RNA. RefSeq lists its product as uncharacterized. The record is from RefSeq and is a predicted model, not a curated record. Lineage: Eukaryota; Metazoa; Arthropoda; Insecta; Coleoptera; Chrysomelidae.